AUGAGUUCUAUCCAUCCACCGGCAGUUGGUUCAGUCGUUAGCAACUUUCCCUCGGCGACAUCCGUCACUACGAGGCAAUUAAACAACUAUGAGAACGUGGAGGGGGUGGGGUGGGGGGGGGUCGCAAUCAGAAUUUGUGACGUCACUCGAAUAUUGGAUCCUAAAGGAAUAUCUGGAGUGCGCUCGACCGGAACGGAACACGGGACACUAUAUCCGGUUCACUCCCAGUUGGUGGACAUCUCUCCUCGCGAGGCUGUACGUCGUGUGGGUGACGAGCUGACGGUCCUCUGCAAGGUCCCGUACCCCAUAGACUCGUGCCGCGUGACGGUAGGCUCGACGUCGUACCGACUGCUCCCUGAGAACCAGGAUGAGGACGUGUCUUACUCCGGGCAGGGUCUGCGGGCGGGCGAGUGUGGCGCACACAUACGAAGCGUGAGGGAGGAGUGGAACGGGAACAUCUCGUGCACGCUGCCGCCGCAGACGGGCAGCAUCGAGCUCAGCGCGCACAUGAGGCUGCUCGUGGCCAAGGCGCCCGGAGCUCCUCAGCUGGUGUCCGCUCCUCAGCCGACCUUCCGUGAGGGGGACGUGUUCGUGGCGCAGUGUGUAGUACCGGACGGACGACCCGCCGCUAAGAUUACCUGGUACUUUGACGAGGUGCAGCUGCUGGCGGGCGUCCACCAGCCGGUAGUGACGUCACGUCCGGGCUCCGACCUCACCAGCAUCGCACAGAACGUGUCCCGCACACUCAGCGCCGACGACAACGGGAAGAAACUGGUGUGCAGGGCGGAGCACGAGGCGCUUGACACGCCGCGGGAGGUGGCGCGGCAGCUGGUCGUCAACUAUCCUCCCAAGCGUCUGGAGGCGGGCCCCAUCACUAUCUUCGGUCUCAAACUUGGUUCCGAGGGUCGACUGAACGUGACGGUGAGAGCGUCGCCCGCACCCCGGGCUCAGUGGACGCUGGGGGAGGUGGUGUUGGACCCGCCGAGGACUGUGGAGGGGGUGACCGCCGUGGAGCCCGCGGCGCUGGGGGGCGGCUACUACAACAUGACGCUCGUGAUGGACACGGUCAGCAAGGACGACGUGGCGCGCACCAUAGGCCUGCGGGUCACCAACGAGCUGGGCCAGGAGGACUUCAUAGUGAGGCUCAGCACCAUGGACGAACCACCAGGUGUGGAGCUGGGCGUGGGCGGUAUCGUGGGCGUGGUGGUGGGCGCGCUGCUGCUCGUGAUCGUGGCCGCGCUGCUCGUGUUCGCUCGCGCCACGGACCGCUGGUGUUUCGCCGAGCGAGUCCUCCGCGACGCCGACUCGGAGGCGCCGCUCCCUCCGCGCGAUGACGUCACGGGGGCCGAGAACCCCAGCCACGACUACGGGGACAAGACCGCCGACAAGAAACCCGACACGGCCGUCUAA
This is a messenger RNA of Danaus chrysippus (African queen), 1410 nucleotides long. The record is from the annotation of a GenBank genome assembly. Lineage: Eukaryota; Metazoa; Arthropoda; Insecta; Lepidoptera; Nymphalidae.